This is a messenger RNA of Linum tenue, 3031 nucleotides long. NCBI's taxonomy places the organism in Eukaryota, Viridiplantae, Streptophyta, Magnoliopsida, Malpighiales, Linaceae. The record is from the annotation of a GenBank genome assembly.
UCUUUUCUUUUCUUUUCUCGUCUCCGCCGGGCGUCCCGCCUCCUUGUCUCCUCCGUCACUUCUCCGUUCCCGUCGAGCACUGAUCGACGAGUAUACUAUACCGGGCUGCCUGGCUUUGCCUUUUCGUUCAUAUAAUAAUUGAGAAACAGUAACACCGAAAAAGGAUAGAAAAUUGCGCCCUCAGCCAAACCCUCCUUCCAAAUUUCAGACACUCUCUGUUCUCUCUCUCUCUCUCUCUCUCCUUCGCCAUAAUAAUUUUGUUCUUUACACUGCAAUAGUUCAAUAGUUGCCGUCCCGAUACCCAAAAAAGGCAGAAAUAUUUCCCCUUUUUCAAAUUUGAAUCCGGACCCAGAGUUUCCUUUUGUCCAGAAAAGGGUUGCCUUUUUCUUCUUCGGCGGGUGGAGGGAUCAAGUAAAGUUACCGGAAUUUUCCCUGCGGAUUCUCCCCGGGCUUUUUUUUUUUUUUUUUUGCUUGGUGGGUUUUGCUGUCCGUGUCGAAAGAUCAAAAGGGGUUUCGUCGGCGAGGUUUCUGGACUAGGAGGCGGAGGAUUUGGGAGUCGCUCUUUCACAGGUUGUUUGUUCUGGAGGUGUUGGAGGUUACACGGCCGCGAUUGUUUGACCCCCUUUUUCGCGCUGCAGAGGGCUUGAUUAGGGUUGUCUUGCCUGACCAGGUUGUUUUUGUGCAAAACAAUAAAUAUUAAAAAAAGCGGGGAAAGGAGCAAUAGCUAUGGUGGCGAAGGAGCAGCAUGGGGGUACCACAGAUUCUCCUAAAGCAGUAGUGGGCGAAAUUGACACUAGGGCGCCCUUUCAGUCUGUCAAAGACGCUGUCACCCUAUUUGGGGAGGGUGCUUUCUCAGGGGAAAAGCCAGCCAUAAAAAAACCAAAGCCUCAUUCUGCAGAGCGAGUUUAUGCAAAGGAUACACAGCUUCAUGUAGCCCAGAAGGAGUUGAACAAGUUAAAGGAUCAGCUAGACAACGCUGAAACAACCAAGGCUCAAGCAUUAACCGAGCUUGAAAAGGCUAAAAGAACAGUUGAUGAUCUGACCCAAAAACUCAAAACUAUCAACGAAGCAAAAGAGUUGGCACUGAGAGCCACAGAGACUGCAAAAAAUCAAGUGAAGCAAAUUGAAGAAGCAAAUAGUGGACUUAACCAGCCAACUGAUGCUGCUAGGCUUCAGGAUUUAGAGGCUGCAAGGGAACAGUAUUUAACUGUAUUUUCAGAGCUCGAUGUUGCGAAGCAAGAACUUAGGAAACUUCGCCAGCAGUGCGAUGCAUCUUUGGAGGCAAAGCUUGCUGCUAUUACACAAACUGCUGAAGCCGCACAUUCAACCAAAGUAAACGUUGAAAAAGUUGGCGAGCUCUCUAAGGAGAUCUCAUCAAUGCAAGAAUCAAUUGGGCAAGUGAAGCUUGCUUCUCUUCAGUCCCAUGAAGAACAAACCAAAAUAUUUUCUGACAAGGACCUUCAGAAGCAGUCAUACAAGGCUACCCUAGAAGAAUCAGCAAACAAGCUUAUUGCAUUGAAGAAUGAGUUCGAUCCAGAACUUGCACAGAAUCUCGAAAAGCAACUGACCGAAACAAUGAACGAGAUAAGUGGUCUGAGAGAGCAAAUGGACCGUGCAAAGGCCUCAGAUUUGGAUUCUGUUAAAACCGUCACUUCAGAAUUAGAUGGUGCUAAGGAGUCACUGCAGAAAGUAGUGGAAGAAGAAAGCGCUUUGAGAAGUUUACUUGAAUCGCUAAAGCUGGAGCUGGAGAAUGUGAAGAAGCAGCAUCUGGAACUCAAGGAGAAAGAGGCAGAAACAGAAUCCAUUGCUGGAAACUUGCAUGUUAAGCUACGGAAAUGUAAGUUGGAGCUUGAAGCAGCCAUUGCAGAGGAGUCCAAGGCAAGAGGUGCUUCAGAAGAAAUGUUCACCAAUCUCCACCAGUUAUCGGUGGAAUCUGAGAAUGCACGUUGUCAAACUGAAGAGAUGAAGAGCAAAGCUGAGGAGUUGAAGAAGGAAGCUGAAGCAACACGGGUUGAACUAGAAGAAGCUGACAAGAAGCUGAAACUUGCCCUGGAAGAAGCUGAAGAAGCCAAAACAGCAGAGGUAAGGGCUCUUGAUCAGAUCAAAGCACUUUCAGAGAGAACCAAUGCCGCACGUGCCUCGACAUCCGAGUCAGGUGCCAAUAUCACAAUCUCGAGGGACGAGUUUGAGGCCUUGAAACGAAAGGUGAAGGAGUCGGAUGAAUUGGCUGAAAUGAAAGUGGCAGCAGCUGUCGCUCAAGUGGAAGCUGAAAAGGCUAGCGAGAAUGAAGCACUUAAAAGAAUAGAGGCAAUGCAAAAGGAGAUUGAGGAUAUGAACGCUGCAACCCAGGAGGCAUUGAAGAGGGCCGAGAUGGCUGAAGCAGCUAAAAGGGCAGUGGAGGGAGAGCUGAGAAGGUGGCGGGAAAGGGAUCAGAAGAAGGCGGCUGAAACUGCUUCCCGGAUUCUGGCGGAAACUCAGGUGGCAUCUGAAGCAGCAGCAUCCCCUUUUCAUAACAGGAUGCCACCAAAGCCGGUCAUGCAGAAGCAGAACACAUUGCCACCACAAAAGGUGAUGGAGGUCCGGAAGUUGGAAAAGGGCAAGACUUCUGUAUCCAAGAAGGUACUGGUGUCCAAUCUCAGUGGGAUCUUCCAUAGGAAAAAGAACCAAAUUGAAGGCGGUUCUCCUUCUUACUUGCCUGGUGAGAAGCCCGUAUGAGGUCUCCUUCAAUGGUAGAGACCUUUGUUGUGAGUUGUGACUGUGGAUUGGAUGGAGAGAGAUGCUAAUGAGUGUUUUUUUGUUUGUGUGGGGGGUGUACAUUCUUAAAAGUGCAGUAGGAUUCAGGGGGUAUUGGGGGGUAUUGGCCCUUUGGCGGGACGAAGAACAGAUGAAAAACAUGGGGUUUUGCUGUAUAUUUCCCUUUUGUAAGAUUCAUGAUUGGAAAUCCAUGUUUUUAUGGCAUCAGCUUUACUCUCAUGAGUCAUGUUUCUAUUAUUUGUUGAGUGUUCUUCUCUACUGUUUCACAAGUCCGAAU